Molecule: messenger RNA, 2094 nt
Organism: Sus scrofa (pig)
Lineage: Eukaryota; Metazoa; Chordata; Mammalia; Artiodactyla; Suidae
Product: sulfotransferase 1B1
Molecular function (GO): sulfotransferase activity
Source: RefSeq, a predicted model, not a curated record
AGUGAGCUGGGAUUAAAAUCAAGGACUACACUGGCUCUGUGCCUUGUGUAAAGAUAGUGUUCAGUAAAUACUUUUCAAUUGAUUUGAUGAAGUAUGUCAUUCCAGAACCAAUCAAGUGUUCUUCAUAAAUUCAAGGGAAUCCUCUUUUCUACUAUGUCUUCAGAAGAACUUCUAAAUUCCCUGGAUUCUUUUGAUGCAAGAGAAGAUGAUGUGUUUCUGGUUUCCUAUCCAAAAUCUGGCACUCACUGGAUUGCAGAAGUUAUUGAGAACAUUCCCAAUGCUAGGAUUACCCUAACACCUCCUAUUGAACUGGGAGACAUCUCCAAAUUGGAAGAGCUAAAAACAUACAGUGAGAGGAGAGUUAUUCCAACACACUUGAGCUAUGACAUGCUACCGAUGAAUAUCAAACAGAAACAGUGCAAGAUUAUCUACAUCAUUAGGAAUCCAAAAGAUACAGCUGUUUCACUCUUCCACUACUACAGAGAUAACCCUAAUCUCCCCAGCAUUGAAACCUGGCAUGAAUUUCUUGAGCUGUUCCUCAGAGGAGACGUUGUGUAUGGAUCCUGGUUUGAUCACAUUUUAAGUUGGGAGGAACACAAAAAUGCGAAGAACAUUCUAAUUAUAUUCUAUGAAGAAAUGAAGAAAGAUCCUUCUAAAAACAUCAAGAAAAUUACUACUUUCCUAGGUUUAAAUGUAAGCGACAGUGAAAUUAAUAAGAUUGCUUGGAAAACAUCAUUCAGUGAAAUGAAAAAUAAUACAGCUGAAGAAAACUGUGAUCCAAAUCAUACCAUCUGUGCCCUCACAUCUAAUAGGAAGCUGGUAUUUAGGAAAGGUGCAGUGGGUGAUUGGAUAAACUACUUUACUUCAAAGCAGAAGAGAGUAUUUGAUGAACUAUUCACAGAGAAAAUGAAACACAGUGAACUAGCAGGGCACUUCAGAGAUUACUCUUAAUAUAAAUGGGAAAUGCAACCAAUUUCCAUUUUAUGCAAUGCAGUGCUUGGGGAAUACAUAAAUAUUUUUCACCAGUGUGGAAGGCAGAUAGUUCUUUUGGUGAGAAAAAGACACCUUAUGAAAAAGCAUCAUGUGUGAGAGACUAUUAUUAGCAUAUUUGGUGAUAGAUUAUUAUUCAUAAAGGAAGUAUACAAUUUUUGAAUGGCUGAAUUAUAUAUUUGUGUUCAGGAUAUUCAUAAGGCACGGAGAUUUCUUCUAUUCAGAGAGAGCAUAUUACUGUGGGUGUUCUAGAAGUUGCAUUAAGGUACAACAAAAGAGGUGACAGAUUAUCUAAAAUAACAAAUGUCUGAGAAGAAAUUAUUUUCUGCCUAUUUGAACCAUCAGGACCUCUAGACAAACAUUUUUAUUUCAACAGUGUCUGUGUAGAAAUACCUCCAGUGUCAUACAAUGACUGAUAAUGUUACUCUGGUGGGAAUACCUAAUAGAUAGACUAUAUUAAAUGGUCACAGUCUGAUGUAUUGGUGAGAAUGAACAAUGAAAAAGUACUCUUUAUCAUUAACUUGACAUUAGCUUGGCAUUCCAGGAUCUUCUUUAUCUUUAAUAAAGUCAGAUUACAGAAUUUCUUAUUUUCAGUUUUGAAAAGUAUGUUUCCUUGAAUUAUUUAUGAUUUUACAGUAUUUUGAAUAUGUAUGCUUUCUCCCAGAAGCACUUCUAGCAUUAAUCCAAUCUCUAUAAUUCUCUCUCUCCUAAAAUGAAUACUAUUCUGUGACUUUAGCCUAGAGGACACUGUAAUGAAAUUUCAGUAAACUUAUUCUAGAAUGAUUACCUAAAUGACAAUACGCAAGUUGUGAAUAUCUAUGCCAUAUUGUUUACAUCUUGGCCAUAAUAUCUAAUUCAAGGCUAGAUGAAAAUCAAAACUAUAUAUUGUAUAUGACUCUGAGCUACAAGCCCAAAGCAAUGGGUUGAGUUAGUUAAUUCAGCCAAACACUUUGAUUCUGUGCCUCAGUAUAUUGUGAAUCAUUUUCAGCAACAAAUCUGUUGGAUUCUUUUGUUAUCAACUUUAUCACAAUUUGGUAUUAGAUUUUGAUAAAUCUUCUAUGUAUACAUAUGUGUUAUGAAUAAAAUGUAUUUCUGUGCACUUCA